Gregarina niphandrodes is the source of this 495-nucleotide messenger RNA. RefSeq lists its product as hypothetical. The transcript has a single exon. The record is from RefSeq and is a predicted model, not a curated record. The coding region runs from base 1 to 495 and encodes 164 amino acids. Lineage: Eukaryota; Apicomplexa; Conoidasida; Eugregarinorida; Gregarinidae.
AUGGUGAAUAAUGGUGCUUGUUACCUGGUUUUCGAGCAGAUUGAUGGUGGGACUGUGAGCUAUGUAUACAGUCAGGAUGGUGACCCGGCGGGGUUGACAUAUCUGGCAAAGGCAAGCGGUGGGAAACCAAUUCCGAAUUGGAAAUUCAAGGGUAACGGAAAGACUAAGCUGAAGAACAAUUGCACGACUGCCAAACAGUUCUUUGUCGCCUGGUGUACAUGGCUGAAAGAGAUGAAACGGAACGGCGAUACAAUCACUAUGAAUCGCAAAGCAAAACAAGGUGUACCCGCCGAAACACAAGUUUACAAACACAUCCAGUCUGGAAACAAAAUCAUCAAAUGCGCUGAUACAUUCGACCUCUCAGACGCAGACGCCAUCGCCUGUGUACCUGUAGCCUGCCAAGACUUCAACUCACCCACCAUGGACAUCAACCUCUUCAUCGAAACCGGCAACAAGACGCAAGCAUACGCCACACUCAACGUUUCUGACAAAUAA